Ichthyophthirius multifiliis is the source of this 1665-nucleotide messenger RNA. RefSeq lists its product as hypothetical. The record is from RefSeq and is a predicted model, not a curated record. Lineage: Eukaryota; Ciliophora; Oligohymenophorea; Hymenostomatida. The transcript has 3 exons. Gene Ontology annotation, molecular function: 3',5'-cyclic-nucleotide phosphodiesterase activity. Gene Ontology annotation, biological process: signal transduction.
AUGUAAAUAUAUAAAAAAAUUCAAAAUAAAAAUAAUUAAUAAAAGAUAGAUGAGUUUACAUUUAAUUGCUUUUAAAUGAAAGAAAUUACAAAAGGAAAUGAAAUUUAAUUUUUAUUAAUUCAUUUAUUUAAUAGAUUUUAACUUUUAAAAGAUUUAAAUAUAGAUUUGAGUACAUUUUAUAGAUUUACAAAAGAAAUAUAAAAAGGAUAUAGAGAUGUACCUUAUCAUAAUAAACUUCACGCUUUCGAUGUUUUGUAAACUCUUAACUUUUUUAUGAUAAAAUGUCAGUUUUCGUCUAUAGCGAAUUUAUCAAAAUUAGAAUAAGCUGCUAUGUAUAUAUCGGCAGCUGCGCAUGAUUAUGAUCAUCCUGGAUUUUCAAAUAUAUAUUUGAAAAAUACAAAGAAUUAAUUAGCGAUAAGAUAUAAUGAUAUAAGUAUAUUAGAAAAUCAUCACGUAAGUUCAUUAUUUAUUAUUUGUUUUAAAGAUGAAAAAUAAAAUAUUUUAAAAAAUUUUUCGAACUAAGAUUAUAUUUAAUUUAGACAUAUUUGUAUUAGUAUGAUUUUAGCUACUGAUAUGACAAAUCAUUUUAAAAAUAUAGCCAAGUUAUAGUAAAUUUUAAGUGAGGAAGGGUUCUCUAUAAAUGAAGAGAAUAAACUUUUUUUUGCAGAAGCUUUAUUACAUGCAUCUGACAUUAGUAAUCCUAUGAAGCAUUGGGAUGUUAGUAGUUAAUGGGCUGUUUUGGCUAGCAAUGAGUUUUGCAAUUAGGGAGAUUUAGAAAGGGCUGAAGGUCUAGAAAUAAGUUAUUUAUGUGAUAGAUAUAGUGUUAAUUUAGCAAAAAGCUAAAUUAAUUUUUGUGAUUAUAUUGUAAAACCGCUUUUUGAGAAAUGUGUCGAAUUUUUGCCUUUAUUGUAAGAAUACAUAUAGAAUUUUGAAUAAAAUAAAAAAAGUUGGAAUUAAUUAAUAGAUUAUUAUGAUUUGAAAUUAAGUUUUUUAUUUUUUGUUAUAAAAAAAAUAUAUAUUUUUUUUAAUUCAAAGAAUAAUUAUAAGAAUAAAAAAGUUAAAAUGAAAAAUAAUAAUAAUAAUAAUAAGAAUGAAAAAAAUUUUUUAAAAAUAGAUUUUUUAUAUCAAUUUUUUUUUCUUUAAAAUUAAUAUAAAAAAAUAUUCAUUUUUCUAUCUAUAUUUAUGUUUACUUUUUAAUAAAAAAACUAAAAUAUUAUUAAUAUUUUAUUAAUAUCAUAUAUUUACUUAUAUAUAAUUUUAAAUAUUUUUAAUACUAAACCUUAAAUUUAAAAUUUUUUAUUCUUUUAUCUUUCUAUAUUAUUUAUUUAUAUUAUAUUUAAUUUAUUAAAUAAUUCAAUAUUAUUUUAUUUUUUUAGUUUUAUAAUUCUGUAUUAUUUAAAAAUAAUUUUUAACUAAAAACUUUAUUAAUAAAUAAAAUAUUAUAAUUAAAAUUAUAUAUUUUUAAUUAAUUUUUAUAAGAAAUUAUAUAUAUUAACAACAUCUUAAAAAUUAUAAAUAAUAAUGCUGUAUUUUUAAUUUUUGACAUUUUAAAAUUGUUAAUUAUUAAAAUAAUUUUAGGUUAUCUAUAUAAUAUUAAUUAUUAAAAAUAAAAAUAAUUAAAAUUAUCUUAAUUUUCUAUAUAUUUAAAAAUUAUUAUUAUAUUGA